UAUGUGUACAGCGGGAUAAGAUGAUAUUUGUUCAUUAGGAAACACCAUCCACCCAAAGGAGAGAGAGUUAGCACAUCCAGUGGAACGGACACGAUGGAUUCCUAAGCAUGGCACGUCGACUGUGGGAAGUUGGGUCUAGAUAACGAAAAGGGUGUGAUGUUAGUUGAGGGUUGAAAAGGGAGAUGAAGCAGAGGAACAGAUAAAAAUGGCGGGAAUUUGGGUGGGCAGCAAAGGCGGAGCACCAGCCAAAGAGAUGGUGAAAAGCGCUGCUCCAUCACUCCCAAACUCACCCUGUCCUGCUGUUAUUUUACCAGGGUUAGGAAACAAUUCAAGUGAUUACGUGAAAAUGGCAGAGUCGUUGAAGAAGGAAUAUGGUGUCCCAGUGCUAGUUGCUAAAGUUUCUAGACUUGAUUGGCUGAGGAAUGCUGCUGGUUUGUUAGAUGCCAAUUACUGGAAAGGAACCCUCCGCCCCAGACCCGUUCUUGAUUGGUAUCUGGAAAGGGUCGAUGCAGCCAUUUCUGAGGCAAAACUACUCACCCAAGGUGGGAGUCUGUCCUUAAUUGGACAUUCAGCUGGAGGAUGGCUUGCACGUGUCUACAUGGAAGAAUUUGGGCUGUCUCAUAUUUCAUUGCUGUUGACUCUUGGAUCCCCUCACUCGCCACCUCCAAAGGGUUUGUCUGGAGUUAUUGAUCAAACGAGGGGGCUCUUGGAUUAUGUCGACAAAUACUGUGCACAGGCUGUUUAUACACCGGAACUAAGAUACGUAUGUGUUGCAGGGAGGUAUAUUCAAGGAGCUCGAUUCUUUGGUAACCCUAGCAUAACCUCUGAACCAAUGGUUCCAAUUGAUAAUGAUCAGCAAAUAUCUGAGACGAUGACAUUAAACAACAGCAACAAGACCACAUCACUUGCUACUACCAUACGUGCCCGUUUCAUAGGUCAAGGGUACAAGCAGCUUUCAACUUUGUGGCAGGUCUGCGGGCAAGCAGAUGUUUGGGGGGAUGGAGUGGUUCCUGAAAUUUCAGCUUAUCUCGAGGGUGCACUGAACAUUAGCCUGGAAGGGGUUUAUCACUCUCCCGUUGGUUCAGAUGACGUGUUGAGGCCCUGGUAUGGCUCUCCUGCUGUUCUUGAGAAAUGGGUUCAUCAUCUCCUCAGCUGACAAACACUUUAUAUGAAAUGGAAAGAAACGGUUGUUACCAGCUA
Magnolia sinica is the source of this 1200-nucleotide messenger RNA. RefSeq lists its product as uncharacterized. Bases 206 to 1156 code for a protein of 316 amino acids. The record is from RefSeq and is a predicted model, not a curated record. The transcript is spliced from 7 exons. Gene Ontology annotation, cellular component: chloroplast. NCBI's taxonomy places the organism in Eukaryota, Viridiplantae, Streptophyta, Magnoliopsida, Magnoliales, Magnoliaceae. Gene Ontology annotation, molecular function: hydrolase activity, acting on ester bonds.